Molecule: messenger RNA, 816 nt
Organism: Cantharellus anzutake
Lineage: Eukaryota; Fungi; Basidiomycota; Agaricomycetes; Cantharellales; Hydnaceae
Exons: 4
Coding region: 1-816 (271 amino acids)
Biological process (GO): regulation of DNA-templated transcription
Molecular function (GO): DNA-binding transcription factor activity, RNA polymerase II-specific; zinc ion binding
Source: RefSeq, a predicted model, not a curated record
AUGGCUGCAGUGCGAGAGUCACGCUCUCUUUUAUACGCUCCUUCGUCCCCAUCCAGGGCAGGCCCCUGUAUGGUGUGCCGGCUUCGUAGAAAAGGUUGCAACUGGUCAGGCUCGCAUACUACUGGGUGCUCUUCAUGUCUCAAGUUGCGAAUCGAAUGUGUUCCGAAGAACGGACCAGUUCCUUCAAGCGUGAAGAAUUCUGAAGAAGGGCGCGCUUGUCGCAAAGAAAUCAAGGAUGCGGUGCGGAGUGUUCGCGACCGCACGGACGUCGCUCAGCUGCCCAAGACCCGUAGACUGGCAUUUAAGCUGCGACACCGUGGCCCUGCUUCAGGGAUCUUUCCGACCCUCCAUCACACCCCACAAGACCGAUCGUGCACCGAGGAGAGAGAAGUUCCAACCACAGUGUACAGUGGCGCUCCUAGUGCCACUUUGACAUCGCCGAGGGACCAGGUGCAAUACACCUACGCCACUCCCCACAGCGCAGGGCGUGAGGGGUUCCUGAGUGACCAGGGAUCUUCCGUCGAUCAUAUCCAAGCCAAGGCAUUCCCAGCCGGCCCAUCCAUUCCCGCGUUAAACACGCCACAGAUCAAUUGGAUCCAGCCGUUCCCUCCCUUAGGGUCUCCCAGCCCUAAUUCAUUCAUCGGGAACAUGCAGGGCAUUGUACCUAACGAUCAUCCCCCUAGUUCGGUAGGGGGGGUUCGUGAUCGCCAGGGCCCUGUGGUAACACCUACCGCAGAAGAAUAUUGCAUCAUCAACGGCAUCUCUCCGUGGUCAUUUGCGCGUCAACAUUAUCCGAUGGAUCUGCACAAUGCUUGA